GAGCACGGGUCAGGAUUUGUUCCAGAAGACAUGAAAACAAACAUAUUAUUGGCCACAUUUACCACAUGUUGGGCUCGGCUCAAGCUAUACGACGUACUCGAUCAGUUGGGGGAGCGAGUCCUCUACUACGACACAGACUCCGUUAUUUUCAUGAGCAGACCUGGUCAUAUCGAUCCUCCAUUGGGCGAUUAUUUAGGCGAUCUAACCGACGAAUUGGAGUAUAGAGACCACAUCGUGGAAUUUGUUAGCGGAGGUCCAAAAAAUUACGCCUACACAACGGCCAAUGCCAAGCAAACGUGCAAAAUACGCGGGUUUAGUUUAAAUCACGCCAAUGCACAGAUCCUCAAUUUUGACACGAUUCAAGAGAUGGUAGGAUAUGUGGAUCCAUCCAAGCCUCAUACACACAAGAAAAGGAAGCUAGAUGAUUCAGAUCUUCCUCCCUCUAAGCGUAUUGUCCUAACAAAUCCAACAAAAAUUUGUAGGGACAAAUACGCCAAUUUAGUAUUCAACAGAAAAGAAGAAAAACAGUACAGAGUGAUUUAUGAUAAACGAACUAUUCUGAAAAAUUUAGACACAUUACCGUACGGGCAUUAAUACUUUGUUGUUACUGCGCAUUUUGUAUAUAGAUUAGCUGUAUUGUGUAAAUAACUUUGUGUCAUUUUGUACACAUUUAAUUUAGAUUUUGAUAAUUCUUUAUACAGUUUUCUGACAAAGUUAUUAUAUAUUUUAUAUAAAUUUCGAUCAAGAUUUCGGUCAUUUUGUUUCAAGCUUUGUGUCAUUUUGUCGAAUUUAAGUUUUUUUGGUAAUUGUUAGAACAAUUUUUUUGGUAAUUUUCACUAUAUAAUUCAUAUAAAUUUCGAUAAAGAUUUCUGUCAUUUUGUAAAUAGAUUUACGUUAUUUUGUACAUUUUGUAUUAAGAUUUUUGUCAUUUUCAAAACGGUUUGCUGUCAAAGUUAUUAUAUAUUUCAUAUAAAUUUCGAUAAAAAUGUAUGUCAUUUUGUAAAUAAAUUUAUGUCAUUUUGUAAACGAACUAUUCUGAAAAAUUUAGACACAUUACCGUACGGGCAUUAAUACUUUGUUGUUACUGCGCAUUUUGUAUAUAGAUUAGCUGUAUUGUGUAAAUAACUUUGUGUCAUUUUGUACACAUUUAAUUUAGAUUUUGAUAAUUUUUUAUACAGUUUUCUGACAAAGUUAUUAUAUAUUUUAUAUAAAUUUCGAUCAAGAUUUCGGUCAUUUUGUUUCAAGCUUUGUGUCAUUUUGUCGAAUUUAAAACAAGUUUUUUUGGUAAUUGUUAGAACAAUUUUUUUUGGUAAUUUUCACUAUAUAAUUCAUAUAAAUUUCGAUAAAGAUUUCUGUCAUUUUGUAAAUAGAUUUACGUUAUUUUGUACAUUUUGUAUUAAGAUUUUUGUCAUUUUCGAAACGGUUUGCUGUCAAAGUUAUUAUAUAUUUCAUAUAAAUUUCGAUAAAAAUUUAUGUCAUUUUGUAAAUAAAUUUAUGUCAUUUUAUAAAUAGUUUUUUUAACAUUUUGUAUCAUUAUUUGUUAUUAUUUCUAUGCGUAGAACUCGAUAAAAUAUCGUAAGAAUGUAAGAAUGCAACACCCUCGUUAUUUAGUUAGAAUGGAUUCUCACGAAGAGUUCCAAAGAGAAGCUUUCGUUCAUAUAGAAAAUCAACAGGAAAAUCAGUCUAACGCCGAGAAAUGGCAUUUACUCGGUCGUAAAGUACCCCAGUCAGAAAUUGUGUACUUUUGUCAGAUGAUCAUUGUUUACAUUAUCAUCAUUGUGUCAAUAGUGAAUCUUUCCUUGCAAAACGGGUCAUCCGAGCUCUGGAUAAGCCUAUUAAGUAGUUGUAUCGGUUACGCUCUCCCUUCACCAAAACUAAAAAGAUAAUGAGCGUAGCGUUACCGUUCGAACCUUGCUCCAGUAUAUGGAUCAGUGGACAAACCGGAAGUGGUAAAACGCAAUGGGUCUACAGGUUCCUGAAAAAUUUGUCCAACAUAUACUCUAGAGACCCACCGUUUCAAGUGUUGUACUGUUACGGUAUACAUCAAGACAUAUUUGACGAAAUGGAAAGUUACAUUCCUAACUUUUACAGUAAAGAAGGAUUACCUACCGUGGAAGAAAUAAAUGACUUUACAAAAGACAAGAAGCAUAGCCUCUUGGUAAUCGAUGAUCUCGUUCAUGAGGUUAUGCGGAACAAAGAGAUGGAACUGUUAUUUACCCAGGGAACCCACCAUAAAUGUGUCAGCGUGAUCUUAUUACACAGAAUAUGUUUCCCGGAGGCAAACACGCGAGAACUAUAGCGUUAAACAC
Molecule: messenger RNA, 2309 nt
Organism: Ruditapes philippinarum (Manila clam)
Lineage: Eukaryota; Metazoa; Mollusca; Bivalvia; Venerida; Veneridae
Exons: 2
Coding region: 31-594 (187 amino acids)
Source: RefSeq, a predicted model, not a curated record